Phytophthora megakarya is the source of this 342-nucleotide messenger RNA. The record is from the annotation of a GenBank genome assembly. NCBI's taxonomy places the organism in Eukaryota, Oomycota, Peronosporomycetes, Peronosporales, Peronosporaceae.
AUGAAUUGCGAGAAAUCCACUUUGUUUUGUGAUGAUGAAAGAGACCACUCAAGCACAGAUCCAACAAUGCUGGAGGCGGAAAAGGUGAAUCCAGGAUCACAGGAGGGUCAACCACGGUGGAUCCAUGCCCACCUGUCCUUCAGUGAGCUUAAAGCCAAGACCACUACUACUCCGAUCUUACGGCACUUUGAUCCAGAUUGCAGAGCCACGGUCGUGGUGUACGCUAGCGAUUGGGCGAUUUCGGGAUCAUUGAUGCAAGCAUAUGACCAGAUUUACUACCCAGUGAUGUUUGCAAGCCGUACUCUGUUGUCGAAUGAGUUGAAUUACAGGAUUGCAGAGUAG